Molecule: messenger RNA, 4465 nt
Organism: Nerophis ophidion (straightnose pipefish)
Lineage: Eukaryota; Metazoa; Chordata; Actinopteri; Syngnathiformes; Syngnathidae
Gene: cntnap1
Product: contactin associated protein 1
Exons: 24
Coding region: 241-4152 (1303 amino acids)
Source: RefSeq, a predicted model, not a curated record
UCGGUGCUCUUAUUUAUUAGGUAGGACAUUUUGCAGGAUUUAACAGAAGAAGAAGAAGAAGAAGAAGAAGGUGCGCGUUCACGGCCGCCUGCACAAUCAGCACCGGCAUCCGGCGCGCGCGUCCCCGCGGCCGCAGAGGAGACGAGAGGAGAGUUUGCGGGAGCUAAAGUUGAGGGCAAUCUGCGUGGACAUUCCACCCACCGAUCAGCGCAUUUCAGCAGCCUUAAAAAAAAGUGAAGGAUGGCGUGGGACGUAUUGACUUUGUGCCUGCUGUGUUUGGCGGCGCGACAUUGCUCGUCACAAGACUGCGUGGACCCGCUGGUGUCCGGCCUCUACGCCUCCUCCUUUCUGGCUUCCUCCAGAUAUAACUUUCUCUACUCUGCCAAUUUCGCCAAGUUGUAUGGCAGCAGUGGCUGGUCGCCCUCCGCCAAGGACCGCCAACCGUGGCUGCAGGUGAACCUGGGCAGGAAGUACCGCUUGAGGGCCAUCGCCACCCAGGGCACCUUCAACUCGUACGACUGGGUCACCAAGUACACCCUCCUCUACGGGGACAGGCCAGACUCCUGGACGCCGUACAUCAUGAGAGGAGGCAACUCUACAAUGCCUGGAAACUGGAAUUAUUACCAAGUGAAGAGGAACGUCUUCCAUUAUGCCUUCACCGCCAAACACAUUCGCCUGCUGCCUCUGGCGUGGAACACGGAGAACGGAGGGAAGAUUGGGGUCCGGCUGGAGCUCUUCGGAUGCCAUUAUGAUUCCUACGUGCUGCAGUACAACGGUGACGACUCGGUGAUCUACACCUACCCCGGGAAAAGGUCUCGUACGCUCCACGACCACAUCGCCAUGAACUUCAAGACUCUGGAGCAGGACGGACUGCUGCUCCACAGCGAGGGGGUCCAGGGAGACCUUUUCACCCUGGAGCUGAAGAGAGGACGUCUCUACCUCCAUAUCAGCCUCGGGAGUAGCGUUAUACACAAAACAGAUGGCCGGACUACUUUGGUGGCCGGAAGCCUUCUGGAUAACCUCCACUGGCAUUACGUCACCAUCAGGCGCUCGGGUCGACAGGUGAACCUGACCGUGGACAGCCAGACGGUGACGGCCCACUGCAACGGAGAGUUUAGCCACUUGGAUCUGGACAACAAGUUGUACGUUGGUGGAGUGAUAGAACCAAACAUGCCUCACCUGCCCACCACCCCAAACUUCCGGGGCUGCCUGGAGAACGUCUUCAUCAAUGACAUCAAUAUCAUCUAUAAGGCGGAGAGUGAAGAAGAGGACAUCAUAAUACCAAAAAAGAAAAAUUUGCACUUUGCUUGCCGCGACAUCCUCCUCAAGCCGAUGACCUUCGCCGGACCCAACAACUACCUGCAAGUGCCAGGCUUCUUCAGGAAGCCGCGGAUGUUUGUCAAGUUUAAGUUCCGCUCGUGGGACUACACGGGGCUGCUCAUGUUCACACGCUUCGCCGACGACCUGGGCGCCCUGGAGCUGGGUUUAAGCGAGGGCCAGAUCAACGUAACCAUCUUUCAGCCCGGCAAGAAGAAACUGCAGUUUGCCGCAGGCUACAGGCUCAACGACGGUUACUGGCAUUCGGUGGACUUGGCAGCCAGAGAUAACCUUCUCACCCUCACGAUCGACGAGGAAGAGGGUUCCCCGCUGAAGAUCACCAACCCCUUCACCAUACGCACCGGGGACCGCUACUUCUUUGGAGGAUGCCCGAAAACUAACAACACGGUACAGAAGUGCGAGACCAAGCUGAACCGCUUCCACGGCUGCAUGCAGCACAUCUUCAUAGACAACGAGCAGCUGGACAUCGACAUUGUCCUGCAGCGACAGUGGGGGCGCUACGCCGAACUGCUGUUAGGAACGUGUGGCAUCACUGACAGAUGUAAUCCCAAUCCCUGUGAGCACGAAGGCCGAUGCAUCCAGUCCUGGGAUGACUUCAUCUGUGUUUGUGAAAACACGGGCUAUAAAGGAGAAGUGUGUCAUAUGUCUGUUUAUAAAGAGUCAUGUGAGGCCUACAGGCUCAGCGGAAAGUACUGGUCCGGUAACUACACCAUCGAUCCAGAUCUGAGUGGACCGCUGAAGCCAUUCGAGGUGUACUGUAAAAUGAAGUCCUACAAAGCUUGGACCGUGAUUCUGCACGACCGCGUGCAUGGUACUAAGGUGUCGGGGAGUUCAAUAGACAAGCCGUACAUCGGCAAUGUCAACUACUGGAAUGCCUCCUGGGAUGAAGUCACAGCCCUGGCCAACACUUCCAUGUACUGCGAGCAGUGGGUAGACUACUCCUGCUACAAGUCCCGCUUCCUCAACACGCCCGACGGAAGACCUUUUGGAUACUGGAUUGGCCGGAACAACGAGAGUCACUAUUACUGGGGUGGAACAUUCAGAGAAGUCCAAAAGUGCGGUUGUGCAAUAAACCAAACCUGCGUUGACCCGAAGUAUCAAUGCAACUGUGAUGCAGACUACAGACAAUGGUAUUCCGAUAAAGGAUACUUGGACUUCAGGGACCACCUUCCUGUCAGGAGAGUGGUGAUUGGUGACACAAACAGGACUGGCUCAGAAGCACAGUUCACCGUAGGACCUUUACGCUGCCAUGGCGACAGAAACAUUUGGAACACUAUAUCCUUCACCAAACCCGCCAACAUCACCUUCCCAACCUUCAGACCGGGUUCCAGCGCAGACAUCUCGUUUCACUUCAAAACGUAUCGAUACGAUUCGGUCUUCUUGGAAAACUCUGAUGACCACCUUCGGAACUUUAUCCGGAUAGAGCUCAACACCACUCAUAACCUUGUAUUCAUAUUCAUGGUGGGGGAUGGCAUCCAGAACGUAACCCUACGCUCCCCCGUACCACUCAAUGAUAACGAGUGGCAUUUCGUCCAGGCUGAGCUCAAUGUGAAGUUGGCUCGGAUUAAAGUCGACUACCAACCUUGGACUGUCAGGCGUUUCCCCAGUCAGACUUUUGUCACCAUGGAGUUCACCAAUCCUCUUGUAGUAGGUUCCCGCAACUUCACCCAGAAACCCUUCUUGGGCUGUCUCCGAGGGCUACGAAUGAAUGGCGUUCCUCUGGAUUUGGAAGGGAAGGUCGAUGAGGAAAGAGGUAUCAGGAGGAACUGUACUGGGCAGUGUCUCAAUGCGACCAUACCGUGUCGCCACAGUGGACAGUGUAUUGAGGGCUACGCCUCCUACUCGUGUGACUGCAACAAUACCGCAUUUGAUGGGUUCUACUGCCAUAAAGACAUCGGAGCCUAUUUUGAGGUUGGGUCCUGGCUGAGGUACAACGUGAGGAAGAAGCCAAUAUCCGACGAAGCGGCGUGGGCCAACUGGAUCGACCCACAUUACGACAAUUUCAGUUUGGGCUACAACGACACGGCGGACGACAUUGAGUUUAGUUUCAGCACCGUGUACACACCGGCCGUGUUGCUCUACAUCAGCUCCUUUGUCCAUGACUACAUCGCUGUGGUCCUCAAGACCGAUGGCAGCGUGGAUCUGAGAUACAAACUGGGACUCAUUACCCACAAGUACGAGCUGACUCGGAGAAACCUGGCAGAUGGGUACCCGCAUUACAUUAAUAUAACCAGACACAACCGGACCAUCAAAACACAGGUGGACUACAUGGAGCCCAUUGUGGAGAAGAUCACUUUAGUCGAAGAUGCAAGAUUUGACUCUCCUAAGUCCAUGUUCUUAGGCAGAGUGAUGGAGGUUGGAGACAUCGACUACGAGAUCCAGAGGCACAACGCCCCGGGCUUCAUCGGCUGCAUAUCAGGUGUGAGAUACAAUGUCUAUGCUCCCCUAAAGGCUUUCUUCCGGCCCAAUGAAACGGACCCUCCGGUAACGACACAAGGCUACGUCUCCGAGUCGAUCUGUGGCGCCUUCCCGCCUGUCCUUGGUUACGUGCCGUGGGAAGUAGAUCCUUGGUUUACGAGCAUAGAGUAUAUAUACAUCCAUGACGACCUUGGCCUGUUCUGGAUAAUAGUCAUCGCCAUCCUGGCGCUGCUGCUGCUGCUGGCGGGCUUGUACGCCAUCUACGUGUACGCCUACCAACAGAAGGGCAGCUACCGCACCAACGAGCCCAAAAACCUGGAGUCCCCCAGCAGCUCCCGACCCCUGACGGACACCCUGAGGCGGGAUAAGAAGGGUCUGGGUGGUAUUGAAGAGUAGCUUGAAGGGGACCAAUGGGACACUGACUUUGGGAGGGACUUAAGAGUAUGUUACCUUCUUAUGAUUAUAUGCUUAUUGCUAGUGGGUUUGACUCAGUGGGCAGCCUCAAACAAUCUGAAAGUCGGAAUGUUUAGCAUUUACACGUCAAAAAAGUGCGGUAGUUAAAGGGAUGAAUAACGCUACACUAGUCUGUGGGACCACCACGAACCCAAAACCGGUGUAAUAAACAUGCUGCAUCUAUUCAAACUGGUGUUCCUUACGGUCAAUAUUAUUGUGUCAGUUGUCAUAUAAAAGGUGGGGAACCCGCAUUAUA